AUGGCCAGCCUGCAAAUGCAAAACCGGACCCUUUUAAGGAUUAUUGAAAAUUCCAAGAUUAGAUCGCUAUGCCCCCAGUGUCUCAAAGGCUUUCCCCGCUCAGACGCCCUAUACGAACAUUUUCGACGAACCAGCGACAAAAUACAUGAUGGUCUUGACAUGAGGAGCACCGACUUCGGCCGGUUUUUUUCCUGCUACCAAGUAGCUCUUAGGGCCUCUAUCCUCCCAGCGCAACUCCAGUUUGGCGCCAAAUGCUUCGAGUACCGGUUCAUUGUCGAACAUUAUGGAGAAGGCGACGAGAAUCGCCAGAGUAUAUGUCAAACAAACAACACCAAUACUGGCGCCACAUAUUCUUGGACGGAUACUACUGCCCCAUCUUCGGACACGAACUAUAUUCCGAAUGAUUUUGGCAGUAAUCCCAUGGGAUGGAGCGGCAACGAGCGCCAGGACUGA
Messenger RNA from Aspergillus luchuensis, 453 nucleotides. RefSeq lists its product as uncharacterized. The transcript has 2 exons. The record is from RefSeq and is a predicted model, not a curated record. NCBI's taxonomy places the organism in Eukaryota, Fungi, Ascomycota, Eurotiomycetes, Eurotiales, Aspergillaceae. Bases 1 to 453 code for a protein of 150 amino acids.